CCCCCCUCCCUCCGCUAUAAAACCUCGCCACCGACUGUGUACUCACUCUCUGCCGCCCUCCUCCUCUCGUUAGCGAGGCGAAAUGGAGAAACCCUACCGUUCUUUCUCACCGGCGGAGUGUGCGACCGCGUCUCGAACCCUAGGCCAUGACUGAGCUCCGGGGAGCUUCUUCUUCUUCUUCUUCUCUAUAUUCUCCUUCGCUUAGACCUUUGGGGCCUUUCUUACCAUCGAGGGACCGAUGAACAGCACGGCGGCGGGGGGUUGCCGGCCGCCGUUCACAGCGUCGCAGUGGCAGGAGCUGGAGCACCAGGCGCUCAUCUACAAGUACCUCAUAGCCGGAGUCCCCGUGCCCCCUGAUCUCCUCAUACCCAUCCGGAGGAGCUUCGAGGCCGUCCAUGCUCGCUUCUACCACCACCCCGCCCUGGGUUACUACUCCUUCUAUGGGAAGAAACUGGACCCGGAGCCUGGUCGAUGCCGUCGGACCGAUGGGAAGAAGUGGCGGUGCUCCAAGGAUGCGUACCCUGACUCCAAGUACUGUGAGCGCCACAUGCAUCGUGGCCGCAACCGUUCAAGAAAGCCUGUGGAAUCACAAACCCUCUCUCAGUCACAGUCAUCAUCCUCGACUGUGACAUCCCUUGCUCCCUCCGGGAGCACUGCAAGUGGGACCGGCAGUGGGAGCUUUCAGAGCAUACCUCUGCACUCCAUCUCAGGUGGCAGCAACCUCCAGGGCUCAUACCCUUGGCGGACCAACUCCUCUCAGCUGCGCAUGGACCCUAGCUCCUAUGGAAUUGGCAGCAGCAGCAGGUACCUCUCUGAAGUGAAACCUGGGGUGGAUGAGCAUAGCUUCUUUUCAGAAGCAUCUGGAAGUGCAAGGGGUCUUGGGACGGACUCAACAGUGGACAGUUCAUGGCACCUGAUGCCAUCUCGGGUUUCCUCAUUUCCGCUGUCAAAAGCUAGGGAGCAGCCUUCCAUUCUACAGAGUGCUUAUCCUCAGUUUCAGUCAGUGCAAGAUCUUGGGCAGGUAACCAUAUGCUCGCUGUCAAAACAUGAGCAGCAGCAUUCCUUCUUUGGAGGUGAUUUUGGGUCAGCAGAACCUGUAAAGCAUGAAGGCCAUUCACUCCGGCCUUUCUUUGACGAGUGGCCUAAGACGAGGGAUUCAUGGUCAGACCUGGAAGAGGAGAGAUCCAACCGGACCUCAUUCUCCACAACCCAGCUCUCGAUUUCCAUCCCAAUGGCCUCCUCUGACUUCUCCACAACCUCUUCGAGGUCUCCCAAUGAUGACUGAGAGAGAAGUCUUCAGGCCUUGUGGGUCCGGCUCUUUGAGUCCGGAAGUGCCUGAGGUAUCAGACUAUCAGCAGUACUUUUAGGAUUGCCCGUAUGGUUUUCUUUGAUCUUUUAAGAAAUUGGCCUGAGUUUUGUUAUCAAUCUCUCCAUCUAGUGGAGCUGUUUGACUAAUAACUGUUUGGGUCUGUGGCUAUUUUUAAUUAUUAUUAUUUUUAUGUACUGGAACUGCCUGUGAACACUUUAUGGAAGCAACUUUGUAAGUUUAGUGCCUGGAGCACUGAAGUCAUCUAUCAUCCGUAUGUUCAGAAUGGUGGGAUUAAAGGAUUCCUAGGUCCCAGCCAACACUGGCUCUGGUUCAGGGACAAUGAUAUCUAUCCGUGUGACAUUAUUCCAGUUUUCUAUCUCCCAGCUUUUGUUGGCGUCCUGCCUCUUCAUUCACUGGAAUUGCUCGUUUGAUUGCCAAAGUGGAAACGCCCAACUAGAAACAGGGGAAAAGAGAUGCCCAGGGUUUGGGAUUGAGAUAAUCUUUAAAGCGGGGGUGCUGGGACAUGGGCUUGUUGAUAGCUUGUACAGAGAAUUUGUUCUUGGCUUGGAUGCCUGUGCAGCACUGGCUAAGCGAUCGAACUCUAUGCUGUCAGCUGCCUUGUAUUCAACUUGGAAUCUAUAAGCUGGGUUUCCGAACAUGAUCGAAUAAAUGUUUUUGU
This is a messenger RNA of Phoenix dactylifera (date palm), 1988 nucleotides long. Its product is annotated as growth-regulating factor 4-like. The record is from RefSeq and is a predicted model, not a curated record. NCBI's taxonomy places the organism in Eukaryota, Viridiplantae, Streptophyta, Magnoliopsida, Arecales, Arecaceae. Gene Ontology annotation, molecular function: ATP binding. Gene Ontology annotation, biological process: DNA-templated transcription; developmental process; regulation of DNA-templated transcription. Gene Ontology annotation, cellular component: nucleus.